Messenger RNA from Serendipita indica DSM 11827, 810 nucleotides. The record is from the annotation of a GenBank genome assembly. Lineage: Eukaryota; Fungi; Basidiomycota; Agaricomycetes; Sebacinales; Serendipitaceae.
AUGGCAAAACUCUUAGCGACCUAUACCAACGGAAGAGCGAACAUUGUCAUCGUCGGACGAAACCAGGCCGCUGCAGACCGCAUCGUUGCAUCUUUCCCCGAGCCAUCCUCUCCGAACGAGACAAAUAGCAUCACAGUCAAACACGAGUUCAUCCAGUGCGAUGUGUCGUUCAUAUCCAACGUGCGAGUUGCCGUCGAAGAGAUCAAGAAGCGGUACAGCAAGAUCAAUAUGCUCGUAUGCAGUGCCGGGGCUCUUGCAAUGUCGCAAAAGAUAACAACCGAAGGACUUGACGAGUCGCAUGUGCUCCGGACAUACGCCCGCACCAAGUUCAUUUACGAACUUCAGCCACUGCUCUCCAAUGACAGGGCUGCCGGUGAGGAUGCACGAGCAAUGAUUAUCCUCAAUGCCGCCACGAGCAACAAGGUCGACCUCGAAGAUCUGGACAUCAAGAAAUUCUCUAUGAUAAGCGUGAACAAAACAACCGCGUCGUAUAAUGACGUCUUCGUCAAAGUCAUGGGCGAACGCCAUCCGGACUUGGCGUUUAUCCACAUCUUUCCUGGAGGUACUGACAUGCCAGGUCUGCAUAAAACGUGGUACCUGAGUCUUGCGGCUACUCUCGCAAAACCUCUACUUCGGAGACUGGAAGAUGCCGCGUCUUCGAUGCUUUAUCCGUUGCUUCACCCGUACUAUAGUCAGGGAGGCUUUUGGCUUACGAAGGAUGCGGACAAGCUCACACUGGGGAACAGCAUCAACGACAAGGUGACAGAGAAGGUUUGGGAUCAUAUUGUCUCUCGCGCACAACUCGAGUAA